Molecule: messenger RNA, 1318 nt
Organism: Adelges cooleyi (spruce gall adelgid)
Lineage: Eukaryota; Metazoa; Arthropoda; Insecta; Hemiptera; Adelgidae
Product: protein lifeguard 4-like
Exons: 7
Coding region: 399-1190 (263 amino acids)
Biological process (GO): negative regulation of apoptotic process
Cellular component (GO): membrane
Source: RefSeq, a predicted model, not a curated record
UGUGCUGCUUAAAAUCAUUUGUAAUUUUUAGAUGAGUCUAAUAUAAAAACAAAACAACUAAACAAACGUUAACAAUGGGGUUAUACCAAUGAAAAUAAAAUACUUAUACCUAUUAUAAUUCUAAAAAAAAUUUCGAAUUAUGAACAAUUAGACAAGAUGAGUGAUGAUAAAUAAUAGAUAAAGAAUAACUUCCUUAUCGCGUUUAGGUUUUCCUGAAUGACAAGUUGCAAGUAUGCUUUUUAAACUUAUUAUAAGCAUAUAGGUCAACCCUAAAUAGGCAGUACCGUUGUCCGUUUUUAAUUUAAAGUGUUGCUUAUUAUCUAUUGUAUUAUUUGACAAAAAUAACUUUUGCAAAGUCUUUAACUCAGGGAUGAACUUAUUUUAUUAUCGGAUUUGACAUGGACGAAGACUACAGAGAUAAUGAAUACACGAACAGUUGUGGAAUGAUUUACACCAAUGCAAGUAGUGAUAAAACAACUACUCUAUAUCACUUAUUAGAAUCUGAAGAAACGGAAAAACAACCUUUAAGAAUAUGCCAAGCAUUUUCGAAAAAAGUUUUUACACUUCUAAUACUUCAACUUUGCUCUUACAACGUAAUGGGUUUUUUUUGUUUAUUCACACCAAAAAUAAGAUUUUUUAUUUAUAAUUUUGAUUACAUGGUAUCAAUUACAUUAGUUCUAAAUGUAAUUAUUCUCAUAGUUUUGCAUAUGAAACGCAAAAAUUAUCCAACGAAUCUUGUGUUAUUAAUUAUUUUUACGGUGGUUGAAGCUUGUAGUGUUGGUAUUGUAGUCACUUCGUUCGACCUAUUUUCACUUCUACAAACUUUAUUACUAACUUUAGUUGCAAUGACUACAAUCACAUUGUACAUAGGCCAAACCAAUAAAGUCUGCUUAUCAUUGACCGAAUAUUUUAUUUUACUAAUCAUUACAAUAUUUUCUGCUGGAGUUAUGGCUCAAAUACUGUUGGGUAGUACAACGUAUGAAUUAUUAUUUUCUAGUAUUGGUGCAUUGUUAUUUUCUAUGUUUUUAAUACAUGAUAUUCAGAGACUCAUGUGGAAGUUGCAUCCAGACGAUUACGUAUUUGGUACAAUCAGUUUGUAUUUCGAUGUUAUUAACAUCAUUCCUAAUAUUUUAAACAAAUUAUAUUUUAAUUUUAAAUUCAGAACUUUUUUGCUAUUAAAUAGCAUAUAAAUGUAUUUUAUGAUCUUCAAAUAUGUAUUUAUCUAUUAUUUAUUUAUGUGCACGCUCUUUCUAAAAAUUAUUCACAUUAUGUGUUAAAACUAACAAAAAAAAUGUAUUCCUAUUAUUUAUUAUGUUUA